Penicillium antarcticum is the source of this 3531-nucleotide messenger RNA. RefSeq names its product DNA repair ATPase SMC5. The transcript is spliced from 6 exons. Gene Ontology annotation, molecular function: ATP hydrolysis activity; ATP binding. Gene Ontology annotation, biological process: double-strand break repair via homologous recombination. Lineage: Eukaryota; Fungi; Ascomycota; Eurotiomycetes; Eurotiales; Aspergillaceae. The coding region runs from base 1 to 3531 and encodes 1176 amino acids. Gene Ontology annotation, cellular component: Smc5-Smc6 complex. The record is from RefSeq and is a predicted model, not a curated record.
AUGUCGUCACCAAAUAUUUCGCGUCGUCGCCGAGACACCGAAGAUGAAGAUAGCGACGAACCCACGUACACCUCUUCAUCGAGCAACAAGCGCCCCCGCCUUAACCCCGCGGAUGAGAAUGAAUCGGAGACUGGAGAGGAUAGUGAGGAGGGAGGCUCAUUAUCGGAGAGCGAAGAAUCUGCCUCUCAAAUCCCGCCAGCCGCUCACCCUGGGCUUGGUCCCGGUGGCUACAAGCCGGGUGCGAUUGUUCGCAUCAAGGUGAAGAACUUUGUCACAUACACAUCAGCAGAAUUCUUCCCAGGGCCGAAGUUGAACAUGGUUAUUGGGCCAAACGGAACAGGCAAGAGUACGCUUGUUUGUGCCAUCUGUCUGGGCUUGGGCUGGGGACCUCAGCACCUCGGGCGCGCAAAAGAUCAGGGCGAAUUCGUGAAACACGGCAGCCGAGAGGCUACGAUCGAGAUUGAACUCUGCGGACCUCCUAAGAUGGGUCGCAACCCCAUCAUUCAGCGAACCAUCAAACGUGAUGGAAACAAGAGCACAUUUAUGAUCAACGGAGAGCCAGCAUCUAACAAACAAGUACUGAAGCUGGCCCAGUCAUUUGCUAUCCAGGUCGACAACUUGUGCCAAUUUCUCCCUCAAGAUAAAGUUGCAGAGUUCGCUGCACUGUCCCCAGUCGAUCUUCUCCGUUCUACGCAGAGAGCGGCAGCUGGCCCAGAAAUGAUUGAGUGGCAUGACGCCCUGAAAACGCUCAGAGGCCAGCAGAAAAAACUGGAGAUCGAUAACCGCGGAGACAAGGAUAUGCUGGCGAACAUGGAAAACCGCCAAGAAAUGCAAAGAGCUGAUGUCGAGAGAAUGCGCCAGAGAGCUGGGAUCAAAAGAAAAAUCGAGAUUCUCGAGUUUUUGCGCCCAAUUGUCGAAUACAAAGAAGGACAUGCGGCUCUCGAGGUCCUGAAAGCCACCAAAGCUCAAUUACAGCAGGAACACGAGCAGCUCAAGGCAGAUCUGGAGCCUGCACUCCGUGCACUCACUGUCAAAGAAUCCUACAUUGAGCAGUUAAACAAUGUCAAGAGCCAGAGAAAAGACUCGGUCGAACGGGCGUCCAGACUUGCCACCACGCGCGGUACACAAAUCGAUGAAUAUGACGGCAAAAUCAAGGACCUCGCUGGUCAGAUUGAGGCCGAAAGAAAGACGGGAGUGACACAUAAGAAGGAAGCAGCAAAUGCCCAGCAAAAUAUCAAGAUGCUCCAACGCAAGUUGGAGGAAGAGCCUGUCGAGUUCGAUCCGGAUUUCUUCAAUGAAAGCUUGAGAGCGAAACGACUUGAGAAGCGUGACCUUAUAGCCCAAGCUGGAGAGAUCAAGGAGCGACGGCAACCACUGAUUAAUCAAGGCAACGAGACGACAAGGAAAAUCAAUCAAGCUGAACAACAGAUUAAAAAUCUCAACUCGCAAUCCGGCCAACAAGAACACAAGUUGAAAAUGGCAUCUCAGGACUCGCUGAGGGCCUACCGAUGGCUUCUUGAAAACCAAGAUAGGUUUGAAAAAGAAGUCUUUGGCCCACCCAUCGUGACCUGCUCGAUCACCAACCCAAGUUAUGCCAAUGCCGUCGAAUCCUUGUUCCAGAAGACGGAUUUCACAUCCUUCACCACACAGACCCGGAACGAUUUCCGCACCUUGCAGAGGGCGCUCAAUGGAGAACUGCGCCUUCAUGAUGUCAGUAUCCGCACAUGCUCGAUGUCACUGGAUAGUAUGAGGGCCCCUUUGCCCGAUGAUCAAAUUCGCCAAAUGGGAUUUGAUGGAUGGGCGAAGGAUUUCCUCACUGGCCCCGAACCUGUCAUUGCUAUGCUUUGCAGCGAAAAGUCACUCCACUCCACUCCCAUCGGACUCACAGACAUCCCAGAGAAUGUAUUCAACCAAUUGCAGAAUGGUACAUUGAGCUCGUGGGUGUCCGGUCAGAACACCUACCAAGUGAAUCGACGAAGGGAAUACGGCCCCAGCGCGACUUCUACGCGGGUUCGGCAAAUCAAGCCUGCUCAGGUGUGGACGUCACAGCCUGUGGAUGUCAGUCUCAGGCGACAAUACCAGGAGAAUAUUGACACGUGGAGGGACGAAUUGAAAGAGGUUGAGGACCAGCUUCAGUCUGAGAAGACUAUCAUGGAGAAGCUCAGGCAAGAUAUUGAUCGAAAUGAACAAGAGAUGCGUGAUAUCGAGAGGGAAAAGACCACAAAACAAACAGCCUACACCCAGUAUCGAGCCAUUCCCGAGAAGAUCGCUCAACAAGAGGCUAAACUUCAAAAUAUCACUUCAUUGUUUGAGAGGGUACGAGAUACAGUCCGCGAAUUACGGGACAAGCAAGACGAGUUCUCUAUUCUGAAGGCCGAGGCCACUGUCAACUAUGCCGACGCCGUCGAAGCUUUCCGCCAAGAAUAUGAGGAACUCAUCAAACUGGAGGUGCGACUUUUGGAGGCAAGCUCAGACCUUCAGACCCUACGGCACCGCAACGAUGAUUGUGCCAGAAUGCUAGAGGAGAAGAGCAUAAAGGCUCACCAAGCCUCCGUCACUGUCAGAGAAACUGCGAUGAAGCUCAGGGCCGUCAAUCAAAAAGCAAAACUCGUUGUCCGCGAAGCUCGCAAUCAACCCGACGCAAAAGAAGUGAUGGAAGGAGGGGUUGCUGAUUAUGACAUGGACCAGCUCAACGCUGAUAUCGACUCAGAAAAGGCCCGUCUGGAACUUACCCAUGGCGGUAGUAGCCACAUGAUCAAAGAAUUCGAAGAUCGUGAGAAGCAGAUUGAGAAGCUCCGCUCCAAACUCGCCGCGUUCCAAAACAAGCUCACUGAACUUGGAGGUGCAAUUGACGAGAUCCGCAAGAACUGGGAGCCCAGGUUGGACGCACUCAUCAAGAAGAUCAGCGAUGCCUUUGCCGAUUCUUUCAACCGAAUCGGAUGUGCUGGUCAAGUCACUCUAGACAAGGUGGAAGAUGAGCCUGAGACCGAAAACGAGGUUGGUGGCAGCGACUUUGACCAGUGGGCGAUUCAGAUCCAUGUCAAAUUCCGUGAGAACGCACAGCUGUCGCUUUUGGAUUCACAUCGCCAGUCCGGUGGCGAGAGAGCCGUGAGUACCAUCUUCUAUCUCAUGGCACUUCAGUCUCUCUCUGCCUCGCCGUUCCGUGUCGUCGAUGAGAUCAACCAAGGUAUGGACCCGCGCAACGAGCGCAUGGUCCACGGCCGCCUGGUAGAUAUUGCUUGUGCCUCUAGUGAGGAUGCGCAUGUUGAAACCGACGAGGACGGCAGCCCCAUCGGUGGCAGCGGCGGUGGACAGUACUUCCUCAUUACACCCAAGCUACUCAACGGACUUUCCUACAAGCGUGGCAUGCGGGUGCUCUGUAUCUACAGUGGAGAGCACAUGCCGGACGACUAUGGCAAGAUCGACUUCAAACUGGCGAUUCGCAACAUGAAGGCGAUCAACGCGAAAACUGGGAACACCGGCACAGCCAGAAGAAUCCCAGGGAACAGCCAAGUCGAUAUUUACGCUUAA